AUGAUGCGAUACGGCAGUGACCCUCGCCCACCUCCUUACCAUUCUAGGUGUGUGAGGCUCGGUGAUAGGUUGAUGCUUGAUGAUGACGGCAAGCCUUGCCUUCCCGUCAACACCAAACUCUCAACAUUUGCCCUUGCAACAACCCCUUGGAUCCAGACGUUCGAGACCGCAUUCGCAAGCAAUGGGACAUUGAGCUUCGCCACCACCAACAACAAGUUCUCCAGCACGUUGCCACCGAAAAGCGCUGGCGUCCUCGAAGACGAUGACAGAAAUCGUCUCCGCGAACAAUGGAGAAGGGAACGGGCAAACCACGAAUCAUGCAAGUGGAGGAGAGGACGAAGGCGCGAAGAAGAAGAACGCUUGAGAUUGAACAUGUUUUGGACCGACGCGGAGCCCCACAUGUGCACGACAUAUGGCACUCGAGAGUACACCGCCCGACUAGUGAAUGUUCCGUCGUAUUAUAAUCGCCGUGUGGAGGCUUGCAUGGCCACGGCGAUACAGAUCCACGGGGUUAAUUACACACCCAAGUGGUGCGAGGAUCAUGGUUCAAACAAUGUGGUAGGACAUUGGGAAGUUGACCAGCAGCAGCCGGAUUGCGUACCACACUGGGAUUGGUACAAAGAUUUCGGCUGCGUUUCUCCUGGAUCUGGUCAGCGACGUAUCGAACAACACCUCAAGAAUAUCCCAGAGGGAGCUGACUGGAGGGAGUUCUGUGCUACUACUCCUGCCAGCUUCAAUGGGGUGCAUUUUAUCGGGGCACAAUCCUGCCUUUUGGACCCGAAUAAUGGCGGUACAUGGGGCUACUGGGACAUUGAUGACGAGCGCUGCAACAAGUGACGACGAUGAUUCGAUGUUGGGCGAUGUAAAUAUUGUCUUGGAUUUUGGGAUUCGCUAUUUGUACCAUUUGAUG
Molecule: messenger RNA, 910 nt
Organism: Suillus paluster
Lineage: Eukaryota; Fungi; Basidiomycota; Agaricomycetes; Boletales; Suillaceae
Exons: 8
Coding region: 1-837 (278 amino acids)
Source: RefSeq, a predicted model, not a curated record